Cantharellus anzutake is the source of this 417-nucleotide messenger RNA. RefSeq lists its product as uncharacterized. Bases 1 to 417 code for a protein of 138 amino acids. The transcript has 5 exons. Lineage: Eukaryota; Fungi; Basidiomycota; Agaricomycetes; Cantharellales; Hydnaceae. The record is from RefSeq and is a predicted model, not a curated record.
AUGCCGAAAAUCAGACUUGCCGUUUCCAGCACGAAAAACGUGUUGCGCGCAACGUUGGCGAGUACGCAAAAUGAAAGGAUCACUUCAUGGCAUCCUAUUCGAGAAAGGGCCACCCACUCGACUCCUGCGGAUGCAGCGGCGCCGCUCCCCUCCUCCACUCCCGCAGCCCAGACGUCUGAGCAAGAAGGGAAAAGAACCCAUCCUUCGGCUUCGGAUCCGCCCAUCGCGAAGAAUACAACGCCCGCUCCUGAACCAGACGUCGAGGAGGAAACAGAUGUCCCCUCGCAAGUCACUGUGGCACGCCAGGUUCCCCAGAAGCGGAAAGCAGAUGACGACUCGGCCACGGUGGGACCCUCAAUGAGGCGAACGACGAGAAAACCCGAGAGUCUAGUUAACGGUAUAAGUAACCUUGAUUGA